Messenger RNA from Owenia fusiformis, 1891 nucleotides. The record is from the annotation of a GenBank genome assembly. Lineage: Eukaryota; Metazoa; Annelida; Polychaeta; Sabellida; Oweniidae.
AUAACUCUAUUGCAUACAGUAAAAGCACUAGAUUUAUUUGAAUAGCAGUUUUAUUGCAGCUGUAAAUCAAUACAUACAGGGUAGGCUUUCUGUAAGCCUCGUCGAUAUUAUAGUAUUUUCUAUACAUACACUGUAUAUACUUAUAUGUUGACAAUUACUACAGCAGAAAUACACCCUGACGGAAUGGGUACUGCACAAAUAUUUCUGUGGUGCAUAAAUAACUUAAUGAUGGAUUGGAAAUUAUGCAGCCCGUAAUUUGGUAACACCAAGCGACAGAACAUUUAACAAGAUGGAGUUUGUGACUUGGGGAGGGGGAAUUUGUCUUAAAGCCUGCAUUAGUGUAUUGGUAUUGAGAUUUGUUCACUCUAGAAUUGUGCCUAUCGAAGGUUUAAGCCAUGUUUCAAAAUCACCCCAGGGCGACAAUGUGUUGAGCUUUUUGGUACUCGGAGAUUGGGGAGGUGUCCCGUAUUCUCCAUUUUAUUCAUCCUACCAAAAAGCAGUGGCCAGCGCUAUGGGUGUCACAGCUAGCAUGAUCGAAGCAGAGUUUGUUCUUUCCCUUGGAGACAAUUUUUAUGAGGACGGGGUAAAAUCUGUGGACGACCCAAGGUUUAAGGACACAUUCGAAGAUGUCUACACGGCGCCUUCUCUGCAAGUCCCCUGGUACACAAUCCUUGGAAACCACGACUAUCAUUCAAAUGUACGUGCUCAGCUAGAAUAUACACAGAAAUCAAAAAGAUGGAAUUUUCCUGACUUUAACUAUACAUUGACAUUCCCUAUUGUCAAGGACUCGGAAAAGACAGUGCAGAUUUUAAUGCUGGACACUAUUUUAUUGUGUGGAGUCAGCGGGUCAAUUCAUCCAGACGAUCCACCCUUUGGUCCAGAAAAUCCUGAAAAGGCUGAAGAAAAUUGGAUAUGGAUAGAAGAGAAGUUAAGAUCAUCGAGAUCUGACUUUCUGAUUGUUGCGGGGCAUUAUCCUAUUCUCUCAAUAGGCAAACAUGGGCCAACCGAUUGUCUUAUGGAGAGGCUAAAGCCAUUGUUAUACAAAUACAGGGUGAACGCAUAUCUUUCGGGCCACGAUCACAAUUUACAGCAUUUGAGGCAUACAGAGCAUGAAUGGAAUGUGGAUUAUUUCGUGAUAGGCAGUGCGGCAAGAAUGGACAACCAAAGGUUGCACAUAAACAAUGUCCCUGAGGCAUCAUCAAAGUUUUUCUCCGCUGAAGAGAGAUCAAUGGGUGGCUUUGGUUAUGUUCAACUAAACGAAUAUUUAAUGAAUCUCACACUAUUCAACGGUCUAAAUCAAGAUGUAUACCACGUGACCAUGACGAACAGACAAACAACUGAGGCUGGUGAAAGCAAUGCAAAUACAUCCGGAAACGAAGUUCCAAAUAUUGUAAAUAAUGAAAAAGGUGUAAAAAAUGAUGCAUCAACAACAGUGAAGGGUGUCAGAAAAGACAAAAGUGUCGCACAAAACAUUAAGAGUGACACAACAACUUCAUCCGAUUUUCUAACGAAAUCAGCAGAGAUCUAUGCAAAAUCAUCGAUAAUUAGUGCUAAGUCAAUAAUAAAUAAUUUAAAGUCAACAAAAAAUAAUGAAAAGUCAACAGGAUAUAGUCAUCAAUCAACGUUACUUGAUGCCGCGUCAACAAUUAGUUCUUUUACGUCAUCAACAGUAAGUGAUUUAAAAUCAACACUAAUCAAAGCUACGUCAACAGUGAAUGAUAUAAAAACAACUAAAGCACAAAUGUCAAAUGUGGAAGAUCGAUUAAAGACAAUGAUGCAUGACAGGAAAACUACAAAGCCCGCUUCUGAAGGAAAAGCAGAGAUAGAUGGUAAUGAUAACACGGAACCUAAACAUGGUUUUAAGAUACCGGAAGAGUGGCCAAUAAUGUAG